Messenger RNA from Enterospora canceri, 546 nucleotides. The record is from the annotation of a GenBank genome assembly. Lineage: Eukaryota; Fungi; Microsporidia; Enterocytozoonidae.
AUGAUGACAGAAAAACAGAUCAUAAUUGGAAAGUGUCUAUCUGUGACUGAUGGAGACACGAUCAAGUGCACUCUGGUGCAGAACAUGAGCAAGUACUCCUUUCAUAAGCCAUUGAUCAAGAUCAGGAUAUCAGGAAUUGAUUCGCCUGAACUUGAUCACCAGAAUAUGGAGAAUAGUCAGCAAUUUGGGGUGGAAGCUCGUAAGGCAAUGGCCGAUAUGGUGCUGGAUAAGGAGGUAGUCAUUGAAAUUCUGGCUAAAGACAGGUAUAGGCGGUAUUUAUGCAUUGUUUACACGAAGGAUGAGAUCAAUACGAACCUGAGUAUGCUGAAAUUGGGGCUGGCUGACAUGUACAAAGGUCCAAAUGCCCAUUACGGUGAGUUUGAGAGACAGUUCAAGGAUGCACUGGAACAGGCCAAGAAGAAUAAGGUUGGAAUGUGGUCAGUUGAUGACGUAAUCACACCAUAUGAGUACAAGAAGAACAAGAAGAACUCGCACAGAGACAGACUUGACAUUGAGACGAGUGAAUCGUGCAUUCACGGACUGUAA